Messenger RNA from Myzus persicae (green peach aphid), 1126 nucleotides. Its product is annotated as KRAB-A domain-containing protein 2-like. Lineage: Eukaryota; Metazoa; Arthropoda; Insecta; Hemiptera; Aphididae. The annotation marks the transcript as partial. The transcript has a single exon. The record is from RefSeq and is a predicted model, not a curated record. Gene Ontology annotation, molecular function: nucleic acid binding. Gene Ontology annotation, biological process: DNA integration.
AAAUCCAUAUAAUCAGUACCUAUUGAUAUUUGACAAUAUAUAAAUCCAUUAGUAAUCUGUAAUCUGUAAUCUAUAAAGUAGAAUUCCGACUGCCGACAGAUAACGCGAUAAUUUUGUCACCGUAGUCAUAUAGGUACUCUUAUACUAUUUUUUCAUUUACAUUUCAGUCUUUGACAAAAUGUCGUGCGUGGAGAGUCGAGUGCGCGAAAUGAAAGUUCGUUUUAACGCCGAGUUAUUGAAGCGUCAUUGUGACUUGAAAAAUACGAGUAGUGUGUUUUUAACUGAUGAGCGAUAUUAUCAAUUAAUUAAAGAUGUAGAUAGUGCUAAAUCGAAAACAAAAAAAAAAGAGCCGCGUGACUAUUGGUUACAUAAAAAAUAUGAUAUUUUGGUCGUUAAUAAUAAUAGCAAAUUAAUUUAUCCUGUUAAAAAUAAUGAUAACAAUAUUUUAUAUUAUAUAAAGGAAAGUGACGUUUUUGAUGUGUUACAUGAUGCUCACCAAUCGUUAGGACAUGGAGGACGAGACAGAAUGUUGUAUGAGCUUAAUAGUAAGUUUAAAAAUAUUACGCGCUUCGAAGUAGAUCUUUAUUUGUCAUUAUGCGAACUGUGUCAAUUAAAACACAAAAAAAUUAGAAAAGGAUUAGUAGUGAAACCCAUUAUUUCUAGUGAAUUUAAUAGUCGCUGUCAAGUUGAUUUGAUCGAUUUUCAAUCAAAUGCUGAUAAACUUUUUAAAUUUAUAAUGGUAUAUCAGGACCAUUUAACUAAAUUUGUCGUCAUAAAACCAUUAAAGACAAAAACUGCAGAAGAAGUGGCUUAUAAUUUAAUUGAUAUUUUCACUUUACUUGGAGCACCUUCUAUAUUACAAUCCGACAACGGUCGUGAAUUUUCCAAUCAAAUUGUUUCUAACUUAAAAAAUUAUUGGCCCAAUUUAAAAAUCGUUCAUGGAAAACCUCGACAUUCCCAAAGUCAGGGAAGUGUCGAACGGGCAAACCAGGACAUUCAAAAUAUGUUGAUGACAUGGAUGAGGGACAAUAACACUUCAAAGUGGAGUGAAGGUCUAAGAUUUAUUCAACUGAUGAAAAAUCGAGCUUAUCAUAAAGGUAUAAAUAGGUCACCUUACGAAGCACUU